GUUAGGUGGCUUUGGCAAGAGACGGCCAUUUAGGGAAGAGGAAAGAAGAAGGAAGAACAGAAGAGGUGUAAUCAAAAUCAAAUUUCACAUAAUAUAGAUGGAGAAAGGUGGUAUUCCAACGAUAGAUCUGCAAGAUUUUCCAGGACAGUUUGAGCGACUGAGAAAAGCAUGCGAGGAGUGGGGUUGUUUCAGAAUUGUGAACCACAAUAUACCCUCAGCUCUCAUGUCGGAGAUGAAGAACGUUGUGAGAUCUCUGCUAGACCUUCCCAUGGAAAUCAAGAGGCGCAACACAGAUGUAAUAUCAGGCAGCGGCUAUGUAGCACCCUCCCAGACCAAUCCUCUUUACGAGGCCUUGGGUCUUUAUGACUUGGGCUCUUCCCAAGCUGUGCAUACCUUCUGCUCCCAGUUGGAUGCCUCUCCUCAUCAAAGAGAGGUCAUAGAGAUGUAUGCUAAAGCAGUUCAUGAGCUGUCCAUGGAUUUAGCUGGGAAGUUGGCUCAAAGCAUGGGAUUGAUUAGAACUGAUUUGUUUGAGGGAUGGCCUUGCCAAUUUAGGAUCAACAAGUAUAACUUCACUCCUGAAACUGUAGGCUCCACUGGAGUUCAGAUUCACACAGAUUCUGGAUUCUUGACUAUACUUCAAGAUGAUGAAAAUGUUGGCGGACUUGAAGUUAUGGACAAGUCUGGAACAUUUGUGGUUGUGGAUCCGGAGCCAGGCACCCUCCUAGUCAAUCUUGGAGAUGUUGCUACGGUGUGGAGCAAUGGAAGGCUUUGCAAUGUGAAGCAUCGAGUACAAUGCAAAGAAGCAACAAUUCGAGUUUCAAUUGCUUCAUUCAUGUUGGGACCAAGAGCAGAGGCAGCAGUGGAAGCUCCGGCAGAACUUGUGGACUCUGAACACCCACGUCUCUACACCUCUUUUUCUUAUGAAUAUUAUAGAAAGCUCCGACAGUCCACAAAAUUGCACGCUGGGGAAGCUCUUGAACUCGUACGUGUCCAGCCCUCACAUUAAUGAAUAAGAUUGGACAAUUGCAGCACCAUCAUUUUGGAUUCCUAAAAUAACCUGGAUAUAAAGUAUAUGUCGAACUACCUAAUUCAACAAUGAGACUUACUUAAUCCUCGAAAAUAUUGCGAGGGUUUCUGGUUUAUUGUUUUGAAUGAAUCGUAUGAAAAAUGUAAUGGCUAGUGAUGAGUCUAAAAUUCAAUAUCAAUGCAAAAUGCAUACUUUUCCAUGA
Molecule: messenger RNA, 1229 nt
Organism: Hevea brasiliensis (rubber tree)
Lineage: Eukaryota; Viridiplantae; Streptophyta; Magnoliopsida; Malpighiales; Euphorbiaceae
Product: 2-oxoglutarate-dependent dioxygenase DAO
Exons: 3
Coding region: 98-1006 (302 amino acids)
Biological process (GO): auxin catabolic process
Molecular function (GO): indole-3-acetaldehyde oxidase activity; dioxygenase activity
Source: RefSeq, a predicted model, not a curated record